UUGAAUUUUUUUUUUGUAAAUAUUAGUCUCGUACUUGGAAAGUAAUGAAGCAAACAAACAAACAAACAAGAAAAACAAAAAGUAUUUGUUAAAAACCUGUGAUAAAAUAGAUUCAUGAUCAAAUUUUUUCGUUUGAUCAUAAUCAUCAAUGAGACCAUCAGAUAAUAAAUUCAUACAAGAAUGAUGAUGAUAAUAAUAAUAAUAAUGACAUGAUACAUUUGUUGACUUAACCAAUGUCUUUCAUCAUCAUGAUCACCAUUAUCAUCAUCAUCAUUCAUUUUAAAUUUGCUGACUUAUUUUUUCAUCGACAGAAAUCAAUGUUAUUUUCAUUCAUAUAGUUAUACUCUUCAACUCAAUCAAUUUAUCAAUAUUGCGAUGUAAUUUCACAGACAAAUCAUUACAAACAGACAACAAUAACAAAAACGGCGUGAUGAAUGUUUCGGGAAAUGCCGAUAGUGGAAAAUAUUUAUCCGAUACAUCACAAGGUGGUAGCGGUGAUGGUGAUGGAAAUAUUAAUGAUCAAAGGGAAGUAAUCACUCAUCACCUAUAUGCAUCAUCAUCAUUAUUAUCAUCGCCCAAGAGACUAUCGCCUCGAUCCUCUAGCCAUUCAGUAUCAUUCAGUAUUAAUGAAUCGGUUGCUGAUGUUGCUAAGAAUAAUAAGAAUAGGUUGUCAAUGCCAUCAUCAUCAUCAUCAACAACAAUAACAAAAACACAUCAACAACAACAUUUGGAUAGUCCAAACAUACCGAAUUUAAAGAAACCACCACCAAAUACAUUGCCAUUACUGGAUACAUCCAUUGUUCCAGGGCAUACGAAUGAAAAAAGUCCAAUAUCUCAUCAUAUAUUGGAUGAGAAAAGUUUGAAUGAAGAUGAAUUACCAUUACCACCACCACCACCAUCACCACCAUUAUCGAUAACGCCGCCGCCAACGCCACCGCCACCACCACCUCUUUUGUCAUCAUCAAAAUAUACAACUAAUCAAUCAAAACAUCAAGAAUCUGAUAAUGUUGGUGGUGCUGUUAGCCGUACAAAUAGCAGCGGUAGUAUACCAGAUUAUCUAAGUCAUAAGUUACAUUCCCAGAUGAAUAUAACAGCAAAUUUUUUAAAAUCUAAAAGAAAAUCGAUAGCCGUCUCAUCUAUGUUGCGACAUGGUGAUCAUUUUAAUUCGGAAAAAAAUACCAAAAAACAACAACAUCAACAUACACCAUUACGUAUGGUAAAAGAAUCAUGUGAUUCAUCAACAUCAACAACGACAAGUGAAUCCUAUCAUCUGAAUGAUCUUCCAUCAUUACCUGCAAAGCUAGCAACAUUAAGUAAACCACCGAUAACACCAUUCUUCAAUUCAUCGUUUCGCCGUGCACGGCAUAGUAUCGAUGUACGUGCAUUGCCUUCAUAUUUGGCCAAAAAACGUCAAAGUACAUUUGGACAACUACUUUCAGUUUUAAGUCCAACAGCACCGGAUGAAAGCUCAUCGUCUGAUGAUCCUCUGUUUGCUGAGCCGAUUGCACCAACUCUUUCAUUGGGCGAAAGAGUUGCGUGGGUUAAAUCAUCAGGUCCAGAAUUCGGUAUUGUCAGAUGGAUUGGACGUAUGCCACAGAUAUCAAAUGAUUGGACCGUUGGCAUCGAAUUCGAUAAUGCGAUCGGAUCCGGUGAUGGAACUGUCGAUGGAAGACGAUAUUUUGUUGCCAAAGAAAAUUUUGCCAAAUUUUUACCCAUAUCCGAAUUGACAAAAGUCGAUAAUUAUGCUGGCAGACCUAGAUCAGGUACAAUGUUAUCACGAAUGUCAGUUCAAUUGAAACCUGGCCAGUUAAUUAGCAUACAACGUUCACCAACAACAACGGUUCCACAUUGCUACCUCAAUGCUCCUCAUCACGUUGGACACGAUGUACAUUCACCAAACAAUCGACAUUGUCAAUGUCAUAGUUGUAAUCAUCCAUGUGCUCACAUUUGCAAAACAAGAAAACCUAAAGGCAAACGAUGGACCGAAGAUAUGGCCCAUAUGUGCCAUUUUUCAAGCAAACCUCAUGCAAGUAUGUGCUGUGGUGGUGAAGAUCUGGCUACAGCAUCCGAACCAAUCAAGGAACCUGGUGCCAGUUGGAGACAUAGUGAAGUAAUCAGCUCAUUGAGAACGGUACCAACGGAAAUCAUUCACCAACGUAAAUCUACGAUCACUCAUUCAUCCAUCACUAUGCAUCAGAUUAAAGAACCGGAAAUGUUGAUGAAAAAAUCAUCAUCAACAAAGCAACAAAAUGCCGAUUCUUCACCCAAUUUUCAGCGUGAACAGUUAGAUUCUGCCCUUCUUGAACGUACCGGGUCGGAUCUUUCAAUAUCAAGUCUUCCGUCGAGCAGUUCAGUAGCUGAUAUUUAUAUUGGUCGUUCAGUAUUAACUGAUGAAUCGGAUAUCGAUUCCGAGACGGAAAGAAGUCUUGAUUCGAAUGCUAAAGCAAAUAAUAAACAAGGCUUUCGUUCACUUGUGGCUUGCUUUUUAGCAAAUUCAUUACGGCUAAAAUCGAUAAAAUCACAUUCAGAAAAACGUAAUAACAACAAAAUAAAUAAACCAGCAGAUCGGAGUCAUAUGAGGAGGCGUAAAUUUCCCGAUAAACAUCAUCAUGAUUAUCACCCACAAGAGGCUCAUCCACAUCAUCAUCAUCAUCAUGAAAAUAGAAAAGUAAGAAAAAACAGGCCAAUACAAAGGCUUGGAUUAAGUUCCACUGAUACCAGCUAUAAUAUCGACAUUCCAAGUAGUGUUCCAAAUACUCAACAAAACAACAGUCUUUCAUCGGAUAUCUCUCAUCAGCAAAUCAAUGAUGGACAUCCUUCCCCAUUACCUCCUCCUCCUUCUCUUCCUCUUCAAAACCCCCUUUUGGCUUCACAAUCACAAUCAUUAACAACGGCCUUUUCACCUCGAUUUCAUCCAUGUAAUUCAAAAACGAAUUUUUAUGCUUCAAAAAGUUCGCCUUAUCGCAUGACUGAAAUGAUGCAACAACAUCAUAUUGAUGGACAUAUUUCGGAAGAGAUAACAAAUAGUAGUAGCAGUAGCACACAAAGAAAUACUCGUACAGAAUCGAGCGAUAAACGAACAUCUAAUUAUGCUAGUAGUGAAAAUUUUCAAUCACCACGUCGAAGGCGUAAUAAAGGACCGGCUCCAAAACCGCCCAAAACUGGUAACAAUCAUCGACAACGAACAGAAUGUUCCAGUAGUCCUAUGUCAAAUAAUGAUGCCGUAUCCACUUCAUGUAAUUCUUUUCCCCAAAGUCUUUCGAAUUCUAGUUUAACGACAAAUUGUAGCUCUAAAGCACAAGUUAUCGUAACAAAAAGCCCUAUUCAACACCCGCCAAAUCUGGUUCGAUCAUUGUCUGAGCAUAAACAAUUGAAUAUGAAAAAUUUAAUUAAUGCAUUACCAUCGUACCGAAGCGAAGUCAAUUUACAAGAAGUGAUUUCAAAUAAAUUAGACAUUGAUGAAUCGAAAAAAAAUAGACUCAAAGUUUCUGAUGAAAUUGAUGAUAAAUCGAAUAUUAGAAAGGACGAUAUUGAAUCUAUAUAUGAGAUUCCGUUGUGUGGUAAAGAAUUACUUGAGAAAGAUAUUUUACCCAUGCUUCCAGAGAAAACAUUUGAUCCUUUAAAAGUUUUCGGAUGUACAAUGAAUGCUGAGACUAAACGAUUGGAAUCUAAUCAAAUACAAAAUUCAUCACCAAGUAUAAGUAGAAGUAAAUCCAUGCCAUUUGCUAAAUACACAUGUUGUGUUUUUCAUUGGAAAGAAUAUUUAGCUACAUUGACUGAAAAUCAGAAAAAUGAUAAAUCUAUUCCAUGUCCAGAACGGGAAUUAUGUGACGUGCUAUUAGUCGAUGAUCUAUGUGAUUGCAAAACAGAUACUGAAUUGAUUAGUAAUCUUACUAAUGCAUUGCUCAGCCCUAAGCACAGUGUUCGUUUUAAGAAAAAUGAUUUCCAACUACGAAAAUCAACAACAGAACAUUCAAAAAAUGGAAAAGAAACUAUUGAUAAUCUUUUAAAUGAGAUGAACAAUUUUGAAUUGAUACGCGUUAUGUCGGAUGGUUCUUUGACCAACACAACCAGUGCGACAACUGUAGUCGAAUAUAUUCACAAUGAUCAAAUAGAUGAUUCAAAAUCUCAUCAUAGUAACGAACCAGUAUCGCAUAAUUUAAAAGAUGUAUUUUGUCAAACGAGUUUUAAAAAUUCUCCCGAAAAAUUUUCACGCCGUUGUAAACAUAAACAUUGUCGAUGUAGGACAUUAAGAUAUCGAAAUCAUCGGAAAGAUUGUCGCCAUCAAUAUGCAUGUACUCUGCAUAAUGAAUAUUGUUCAUCAACAGCCGCGAAUCCAUUGUAUUUUGCUGCAGAGAAAAAAUGUUCAAACGUUUGGCUAACUAGUAGCACAUCUGAUCAUUCAUUAUCAUCAUUAUCUUCUUCAAAUUCCACAUUAUCUGAAACACCAUCGGCAAUACGUACUACAAAUGAAAUGAUCACUUUGAAUAAUCCAUUGAAAAAUCAUCUUUCUCCAAUGAAUAUAUGGGCACCUCCUCUAAUCACAAAAUUCAACAGACCAUGUACUGAUGUCAUUGGUAACGGGAAAAAAGAUUCGCUUGAAGAUUCGAUACAAUCAGAUCGGUCGACAAUAAGCACUGAAAAAUUAUUCAAAAGUGCUCAAAGUCAUAGUUUGAUGCAAACGUUUCCUGUGAACCAUCAUUUUUCGUCAGAAACAUUGAAAAAAUCUACAGAUUGUAUGUCGACUUUUAAUGAUGUUCCUAACGAAUUUGGCAAUAAAAAUGACUAUUCAUGGUCAAGAUGUCUCUUAUCACAAUUGGAAAUCGCUAUCGCUAAUGGCGAUCAUCAAAGAGCUGCUGUUCUAGCUAAAGAGCUUGCUUUUAAAAAGGUUAAUUGCUCUUUAACUGGAAAAUUUGCUCCAGGUCAAUGUGACAUUAUAUCUGGUUGCGAUUCUCCAAUAGUAACAUAUCUUUAUAUUGAGGAUAAAAUAUCUCACAAAGGACCCAUUCCAUUUCAGCUAUAUCCAUCAAUGACUGUAAAAAUGCUAAAAAUAAAGGUGGAAAAAGAAUUUGAUGUCCCCGGAGAAUUGCAACAAUGGAUUUUUGGUAAAAACUUGGCCAUAAACAUGGAUGCUUCUUUAUCGUCAUAUGGUAUCACUCAUUCUGGAUGUCCAAUAUUUCUUCAAAUCAAAAUGUUGGAUGAGAAUGAAAAAGAAUACACUUUGAAUCAAUCUUCAACAUUGGCUGAAACGUCUGAUUGUAAAUUAAUGGAUAAUGAAACAACAGAAACUAAUGGUGAUCUUUUCGAAAAAGAUGAUGAUAGUAUUUAUGAGUCGUUAAGACCAACCGACGAGCUGCCACCAUAUUCAACGGAAGAAAUAUCCGAUAACAAAGCUCAUGUUCAAUUAGUAAAUGAUGAAAAAUCAACAAUAAAUUACAUUCAAAAUCCAUUAGCAUCAUUGGAUUUCGAUGCGCUAAAUAGCGUUUCAUCUCGAACUAGUUUCAAUGAAACUAUUCACACCACUUCGAGUGAGCAGAAUUUUCCAACAAACUCAGCCAAAAGUUUUUUCUAUCAAGAAACUGGUGCACCUCCAUAUAAAAAUGAGCUCGUAUUUGAAAGUUUGAAUUUUGUCAAUGAAAUGUUGCCUAGAGUAGAGGAAGAAAAUGAAGAAGAACUUGAAGAAUAUGAUGAAGACAAUGAACAUGACGAUCAACAGCAUUCCAAAAUUACCACUAAUCAGAAUGGAAAAGACCAGCAUCUGAUUGAACAAUUUGAAUGUCUUAAAUGUCUGAAACAAAUUGAUAUGCGAGACAUCAUUAUCUUGAAAAAAUGCAAUCACACCUAUUGCCGUAAUUGCUUGCAAAAUUCGAUUGAAUUAAAUGAACAAGAUCAAAUAAAAUGUCCAGCUUGUGAUAGUGCAUUUGAAAAUAAGGAAAUUAAUGAUUACCUUGAAAAACAACAUCCAUUGGAAUGAAUAAUAAUAAUAAAAACAAUUGCAAUAAAAAAAAUGAAUUGUCAUUCAUUCAG
Dermatophagoides farinae (American house dust mite) is the source of this 6027-nucleotide messenger RNA. The record is from RefSeq and is a predicted model, not a curated record. NCBI's taxonomy places the organism in Eukaryota, Metazoa, Arthropoda, Arachnida, Sarcoptiformes, Pyroglyphidae.